ACUCCUCAGUCCCUAGCUAGGCUGCCAAAUGAGAAGAGGGAAGAAGUCUACCAUGGUUCGGCGCUACCACCUGACCCUCCUCUCCGUCUUCUCCUUCCUGCUCCUCACCGGCCUUUUGGCUGCUCAUCAGUCCCGAGGGAAGAAAGCCGGGAAGAUAGUGACCCUGACCGUCCUGUACCCGGCCGCGGGCUCACCGCCAGGGGAGAAGAUCAAGAUCUCAGCGCAUUACGUUGACGAGCACGGGGCCCGCGAGCGCCACUUCAACCUCGACUGCGACGACGACGAGCCCCUCGGUUUCGGCAUGAAGUACCUUCUCUCGACCCUGGAGGGGAUACGAGAUGCGCGAGAGUCUCGAUCCGAGGUAACUAACGUAGAGAUUGCCCCACCAUGUUCGUGUUCUUGCUGAUUUCAGAACGCAAUGUGAAGUGCUGACCCUGACCUUUGC
Messenger RNA from Triticum aestivum (bread wheat), 445 nucleotides. RefSeq lists its product as uncharacterized. The coding region runs from base 29 to 406 and encodes 125 amino acids. The transcript is spliced from 2 exons. Lineage: Eukaryota; Viridiplantae; Streptophyta; Magnoliopsida; Poales; Poaceae. The record is from RefSeq and is a predicted model, not a curated record.